GGGGAGAGAGAGAGAGAGAUGCGUUCUUGCGGCAUCAGAGGUGUCAUUCGCCACCAUCUGGCGUGGCUGGUGCUAAUUUUGUGCUCAUGGCAGGUUGCAGCUGCUCAGGCUCAGCAAGCACCAAAAACCGAUCCAGUCGAAGGUAGGCGUAUAGAUGGCCAAAUGGGCCGCCCGGCCCGGCCCGGCCCAAGCAUGGCCGUGCCUAGGCCAAGGCUUAUUGGGCCGGCACGGCCCGACCAACACACCGGGCCGUCCCGUGCCAGCCCACGGGCGGCAUCCACGGCCCAGGCACGGCCCAAUACUACUCGGGCCGUGCCGGGCCGGCCCGAAGGCACGAUGGUCCAUCGUGCUUCCUCAUAGAAAAAGUCUAUUUUUGGUCGCUCAACUUUGUGGGCUGUGUUUAAAUGGCUGGAAAAUAAGUCUAUUUUGUAUACCUCUUAUCUUGGGCCUUGCCUUAUAUGAUUAUUUAAGUCUAUUUUAAAUCCCUAUAUUUUUUUUAUUUGACCGGGCCGUGCCGUGCCGGCCCAGCGUGCCGAAGGUGCGGCCCAAGCACGGCCCGGCUGUCGGGCUGGGCUGGCACGGGCACAACCCCAGUCAGGCCAUGCCGUCCUUGGCCAAACAGCCGUGCUUUGGGCCGGGCCGUGGGCCACGGGCCAUAUGGCCAUCUAUAGCGGCUGCUCUGAACACGAUACUGGGGAGAUGGGGCAAGAAGGCAUCGCCGGAGUGGAACAUCAGCGGCGAGCUCUGCAGCGGUUUUGCCACUGAUAAAACUGACUGGGAUUACUACCCCAACAUCAACCCGUUCAUCAAGUGCGAUUGCACGGACAGCAACAACACCCUCUGCCACAUUACCAGACUGAGGGUAACUAAUUUGAAUGUAGUUGGUCAAAUACCUACGGAGCUACAGAAUCUCACACAUCUAGUGGAUCUGAACUUUCGGAAUAAUUACUUGACUGGUCCCAUUCCACCAUUCAUCGGGAAAUUUACUUCAAUGCAAUACUUGUCAUUAUCUUUGAAUCCACUAUCUGGACUACUUCCAAAGGAACUAGGAAACCUCACCAAUCUUGUUUCAUUGGGCAUUGGCUCAAACAAUUUUACAGGAGGCCUUCCUGAAGAACUGGGUAACUUGACCAAACUUCAGCGAUUGUACAUUGAUAGUUCUGGAUUCAGUGGUCCGUUCCCUUCAUCGUUCUCAAAACUUCAGAACCUGAAUACAUUGAAAGCAUCAGAUAAUGGAUUCAAUGGGAAAAUACCUGAAUAUUUGGGCACAAUAACUAAUUUGGUAGAAAUCCCUCACUCAAUAGAAAUGCGCAUAUAUGCAUCACAUGCUUUGUACGGAAACUCCUUUGAAGGACCAAUUCCAGAAAGUCUGUCUAAUCUGGCCAAAUUAAAAACCUUACGGAUUGGAGAUAUUGUAAAUGGGAUCUCUCCACUGGCUUUUAUCAGUAAUAUGACAUCCCUGAGCACCAUAAUAUUGAGGAACUGCAAGAUAUCUAGUGAUCUCGGAGCAAUAGAUUUUUCCAAGUUUGAACAUUUAGAAUUGCUGGACCUGAGUUUUAACAAUAUCACCGGGGAAGUUCCUCAAUCCAUCUUGAAUUUGGGAAAUCUCAAGUUCUUGUUUCUUGGGAACAAUAGCCUUACAGGAAGGUUGCCAGAUGGUAUAAGCUCUUCAUUAAAAGCGAUAGAUUUUUCAUACAACCAACUCACUGGGAGCUUUCCUUCUUGGGCUAGCCAAAACAAUUUACAGUUGAAUUUGGUGGCAAACAACUUCUUACUCGAGAGCACCAGUGACAGUACGCUACCUUGGGGACUAAACUGCCUCCAGCAAGACACCCCUUGUUUCCGUGGGUCACCAAAAUAUUAUUCCUUCGCAGUUGACUGUGGCAGUAAUGGAUCUACAAGAGGCUCAGAUGACACUAUUUAUGAAGCAGAUCCUACAAAUCUUGGAGCUGCAACAUAUUAUGUUACUGGUCAAACAAGAUGGGGUGUCAGUAGUGUAGGGAACUACUUCCAGAGAGAAGAUGCAAAGAAUAUUAUAUAUAGCUCCCAAAAUUUUCAAAAUGUAGUUCAUUCAGAAUUGUUUCAAACUGCAAGGAUGUCACCAUCAUCUCUAAGGUACUACGGCCUUGGACUUGAGAAUGGAAAUUACACUGUUUUGCUCCAAUUUGCAGAAUUUGCUUUUCCUGACUCACAGACUUGGCUAAGCUUAGGUAGAAGAGUUUUUGACAUAUAUAUCCAGGGUGCUCUAAAAGAAAAGGAUUUCGAUAUAAAGAAAACAGCAGGUGGAAAAUCUUUUCGCGUAGUUAAUAGGAGUUUCAUGGUAACUGUGUCUAAAAACUUCCUUGAGAUCCAUCUAUUCUGGGCUGGCAAGGGCACAGAUGCCAUACCUAUUAAAGGUUACUAUGGGCCAAUGAUCUCAGCAUUGAGGGUCACUCCAAAUUUUACUCCUACCGUGCGAAAUGGCAUACCAAAAAGGGAAAGUAAGGCAGGUGCAAUUUCCGGAAUAUUGAUUGGUGCAAUAGUUUUAGUAUUAGCAGCAUUAUUUGGAGUAUUUACACUGAUAAAGAAGCGGAGAGCAUUGGCACAACAGAAAGAAGAACUAUACAACCUGGUUGGACGACCUGAUGUUUUCAGUUACGCUGAGCUCAAGCUAGCCACAGACAAUUUCAAUUCUCAAAAUAUUCUAGGGGAAGGAGGAUUCGGGCCAGUGUAUAAGGGUAAGCUACCUGAUGAAAGAGUUAUAGCUGUGAAGCAACUUUCUCAGUCAUCUCAUCAGGGGACAAGCCAAUUUGUGACAGAGGUUGCGACAAUUUCAGCUGUUCAACAUCGGAAUCUUGUGAUAUUGCAUGGAUGCUGCAUUGACAGUAAAACACCCUUGUUGGUUUAUGAGUACCUUGAGAAUGGAAGCCUGGAUCGAGCAAUCUUUGGUGACAGCAACUUAAACCUAGACUGGGUAAUGCGCUUCGAGAUCAUUUUAGGAAUAGCAAGAGGCCUAAUUUAUCUUCAUGAAGAGUCAAGUAUACGCAUUGUGCAUAGAGACAUCAAAGCUAGUAAUGUUCUACUUGACACUAAUCUCGUUCCAAAGAUCUCUGACUUUGGACUUGCCAAACUCUAUGAUGAAAAUCAAACUCAUGUGAGCACUAGAAUUGCGGGCACAUUGGGUUAUCUAGCUCCUGAGUAUGCAAUGAGAGGCCAUUUGUCAGAAAAGGCUGAUAUUUUUGCAUUCGGAGUGGUCAUGCUGGAGACUGUCGCUGGGCGACCAAACACCGACAACUCCCUCGAGGAAAGCAAGAUCUGUCUCCUUGAAUGGGCAUGGGGCCUGUAUGAAAAGGAUCAAGCACUUGGAAUUGUUGACCCAAGUCUCAAGGAAUUUGGCAAGGAUGAAGCUUUUAGAGCCAUAUGUGUUGCACUUGUCUGCACUCAGGGCUCACCGCACCAGCGACCGCCAAUGUCGAAGGUUGUGGCAAUGCUGACUGGAGAUGUCGAUGUGGCUAAGGUGGUCACCAAGCCGAGCUACAUCACUGAGUGGCAGCUUAGGGGUGGUGGGAACAGCAGCAACACCACUAGCAGCUAAGCAGAAGUUUGUCUCCAGGUUAAGUGAAUUUAAAGUAGAAAAUGCAUGGGUCAUCAAGAUUGGUUUGCGACAAUAUUGUAUGUCUUUUUCUAAAAAAUAAUUAUGUGUUGACUAAAUUACAGCAAAUAAUGGAAUUACUUAUCCUUAACUCGGUCCUGGUAAUAAAAGUUUGCUCCUAAUAAUUUGUAAAUGGUGAAUAACCGUGGUGUAUUCAAUACUCAAUAAAUGUUAAUAGAUAACCCUCAAUCUGUAAUGGCCAGUGCAAUGCAGAGGUAAAAUUCUGUCCCAUUGUUAAUUUCAUGAAGAGCUGUCUCUCCCAUACUUUUUUCAGAUUUUUAUUUAAUUUCUAAAAGUUGUAGUACAAACUAGUACCAAAACAUUUAUUAAUCAUUACAAACCAGUACUAACGUGUUUUGAAAGGUUUUAAAAUCCAUUUGCGAAAGGUUUUAAAAUCCAUUUGCGAACUCCUCCUACGUACUAGUACGAAUUUGUGAAAUUCCGGGUUAGAACCCGCUAACAUGUAUGUUUUGAAAAUGGGUUGAUAAAAUUUAAAAUUUGAUAGAUAUGAGAGGUUGAACACUUCAUCAUUAUAUUUCUGUACCAUAAAUAAUAUUGGUGGCGUUUUGAACUCCUCUAUCAUGAUAUUUCAAAAUUGUACCGAUAUGGUAUAGAACGGGUAGAUUUGGGACAGGUUAGUAAUUGUUGUGCGUAAACCCUGGAUUUAUUGCUUAGAUCAAUCAUAUAAAAUUCGUAUGGCCUCUGGAUCACUUUAACUUCACAACAUUAAAAGAUGAUGAAAGUAGGAAACUUAAAACGUACUCUAAGAUUUAUGUUGCGUUGGUUGUGGGGGACACAGAGAAACCAGGCUACAUCUCUUCUUCACCUGCCCGUUCAGUGUAAGAUGUUGGUAACAUCUGGGAAUCACAUGGAAUCAACACAUGAGUUCUUUCAAAUGAAUGUCUUAGUAAGGCUGAAUUUUGCCAGAAAGGGUUUCUUGGAAAUUUUCUUUAUUGCCUCUUGGCACAUCUGGAAGCAGAGAAAUGGGUUUAUUUUUCAGAAUAUUUCCCCUCCUUUUCAAUCAUGGAGAAACCAUUUCAAGAACAAAAUUCUUCAGUAUAUCUGCAGAAUGAAGGAUCCUUUAAAGCAAUUAGUUUUUGACUGGUUACAAACUUUGUAAUCUUUUGUGUUUCCCUGUAACUUUUGUACAUAUUUGCUCUAUGUAAUGAAAAUAUACUACUAGACAAUGCUCUGGUAGUUUU
Oryza sativa Japonica Group (Japanese rice) is the source of this 4833-nucleotide messenger RNA. NCBI's taxonomy places the organism in Eukaryota, Viridiplantae, Streptophyta, Magnoliopsida, Poales, Poaceae. The record is from RefSeq and is a predicted model, not a curated record.